This is a messenger RNA of Colias croceus (clouded yellow), 796 nucleotides long. RefSeq names its product homeobox protein CDX-1-like. Bases 1 to 621 code for a protein of 206 amino acids. Gene Ontology annotation, molecular function: DNA-binding transcription factor activity, RNA polymerase II-specific; DNA binding. Gene Ontology annotation, biological process: regulation of DNA-templated transcription. The record is from RefSeq and is a predicted model, not a curated record. The transcript has 3 exons. Lineage: Eukaryota; Metazoa; Arthropoda; Insecta; Lepidoptera; Pieridae.
AUGGAUCUUUCAUCUGCGCAGUCCAGUUCUAAGUGCAAUUCUGAUUUUAGUAUAGAGAGGAUAUUGAGUGAUGAUUCGAGUAGUAGAGAAGUUAGCCAAGCACCCAGUUGGUUGUGCUGCACGAGGUACCAGCCGCCGCGGCUACCACGAACCACGACAGCGUGUCGGUCACGUCGGUCAGGUCGGCACGCGAGGGUUCCCUUCACGGCCUCGCAGGCAGCGGCGCUGGAGGCCGCGUACUCGCGCUCGCCGUACCUCGCACCGCCUGCGCUGCGAGCAUUGGCUGCGGCCUUGCAGUUGAGAGAUGAUCGAAUUAAAAUAUGGUUCCAAAAUAGGAGAGCUCGCGAAAGAAGGGAAAAGAGUGGCAGUAUACAACCACCACAAAGCGUAGCUUUACCAUCGACUAACCAAAGACUUCCUUUGCCAAGUGGAUUAUGGCUUACUCCUUCUUCUGGGAAAGAUCAAGACAUGCUAUCUACAGAUGCAGGUCCUAUAUUUCGGCAAAAUGUAGAACCACAAAGAAUAGAUUUUGUUAAGAACCUUUACGCUCGUGCUGACUCUGAAAGUGACUCCAAUGAUAGUAGUUAUGAAGCAACUGUAGAUGUUGAAGCUAUCGACUGAUAAUCGUAUAAGUAACGUAUAAAUUAUAUAUAAGCUAUAGGAUAUUAUAUAGGUAUUACAGUGAUAAUUUAUGAUGUUCAAAAGACAUGUUGUCGUCGAAAGUUGGAGUUGAUACGAAAGUUGUCAUCAGACAGUUUUCUUAAUUUACCAUUCCAAAUUAACUUGCAGUUACUAC